Messenger RNA from Protobothrops mucrosquamatus (brown spotted pit viper), 1107 nucleotides. RefSeq names its product gap junction protein alpha 5 (gene GJA5). Gene Ontology annotation, biological process: cell communication. The transcript has a single exon. Gene Ontology annotation, cellular component: connexin complex. Bases 1 to 1107 code for a protein of 368 amino acids. Lineage: Eukaryota; Metazoa; Chordata; Lepidosauria; Squamata; Viperidae. The record is from RefSeq and is a predicted model, not a curated record.
AUGGGUGAUUGGAGCUUCCUAGGAGAAUUCCUUGAAGAAGUCCAUAAACAUUCAACAGUAGUGGGAAAAGUCUGGUUGACUGUCCUUUUUAUCUUCCGGAUGCUUGUCCUUGGCACAGCUGCAGAAUCUUCCUGGGGAGAUGAACAGUCCGAUUUCAAAUGUGACACCCAGCAACCCGGUUGUGAGAAUGUUUGCUAUGACAAAGCUUUUCCAAUCUCCCACAUCAGGUAUUGGGUCCUUCAGAUUAUCUUUGUCUCCACACCAUCCCUGUUAUACAUGGGUCAUGCAAUGCAUACAGUGCGUAUGCAGGAGAAGAGGAAACUUAAGGAGGCCAAGGAAGGAGCAAGGACAAUCCAGAACAACUGUGACUCUUUUUCCCAGCAGGAUUACCCAGCACCAGAGAAGAUAGAGCUGUCCUGCUGGGAUGAACCCAGCGGGAGAAUAAUUCUUCAGGGCACUUUGCUGAACACUUAUGUCUGCAGUAUUUUAAUCCGUACCACUAUGGAGAUUGCUUUCAUCGUUGGGCAAUAUAUGCUCUAUGGAAUCUUUCUGGAGACCCUCUAUGUCUGCAGCCGGCAGCCUUGUCCUAAUCCAGUCAACUGUUAUAUCUCUCGGCCAACGGAAAAGAACAUCUUUAUCGUUUUCAUGCUUGUGGUAGCAGCCUUCUCUCUCUUCUUAAGCCUGGCUGAACUGUAUCACCUAGGGUGGAAGAAAGCUAAGCACACCUUGUCUCAAAAAAUCAACCCUACACCAGCAAUUGGCAAACUGGAGGGAGACUGUCAAGUGAAGACAGGUGAAAGCUGCACCCCUCCUCCAGAUUUUAAUCAGUGUUUAGCCAAUCCUACUGGGAAAUACAUCAGCCCCUUCAGUAACAAAAUGGCCUCUCAGCAAAAUACAGUCAACUUUGCAACAGAGAGGGUUCACAAUCCAGAUGAUUCAGGUGGAGAAGUCCCCUUUAUCCAAGUAAACUAUAUGCAAAAUCCAGAAGCCAGUGUAAAUUCUGCACCAAAUCUGAAUGCACCAAAUGGAUACUUUCAGAACAAACGCAGACUUAGCAAAACUAGCCACACAAGCAGUAAGGCAAGGUCUGAUGACUUGUCAGUGUGA